AUGAAGGACGUAUACGCCGGCAGUUCAGUCACUAUUUCAGCAUCAGAUGCAAAGGACAGCACACAAGGCUGCUUCGUCGACUUUAGGGUGGAUCUUUGGGAGAACGAUGGCAAAGGCGUCGUUCCAAUGACUGCUACUAUUCAUGGCAAACCUCUUGAGAUACGCGUUCACCAGGGAGACAUCAGACGCCGCACCGUGGACUCGAAUCUCAGCACCCGAGGCUGGACCUUGCAAGAGCAGAUACUGUCUCACCGGGUGAUCCACUGCAUGCGACCAGAGAUACACUGGAACUGCCACCGCAAAUACCACACAGAAUCACAGUUUACCUUUGAUGGUGUCAGUUUCAGGCCUUUCUUGUCCAAGUUUCUACCGAGCCAUGCUACUGCAGCCGAAAUGCAACGGUUGUGGAUCGAGUGGAUGACAGAUUACUCUAAUAGGGAUCUGACCGUCACCAAAGAUCGCCUGGGAGCUCUGGCGGGAAUGGUACAGCACUUUGGGGAAAUAACUGGAUUCAAACAUCUAUUAGCAUGUUGGCAAGAGACACUUAUCGAUGAUCUGCUAUGGAUCCGAUGUGGUGCUGUUGCCAACCCCACCAUACCCCUCCCACAAGUACCUUCAUGGUCGUGGCUCACUCGGACAGGGGAAGUCAGCUUCAAAUUUUGGUUUCGGGCCAUGGGCGGUUGCAAGUAUUUUCCGCAUGAACACGUCAAGAUAGUUGAAUCCAGCGUAGACUGGACCGGAGAGCCGAUGAUUUCUGAUAUUUCAUCCACAAAUCUGGUUGUCGAGGGCCCCGUUAUGCAAAUGAGGCUCCGCAUAGACCCGAGAGCUCAGAUCUUCAAUCCACCUUAUAUGGAUGUGGGCGACGAGGUUCAAGAUUUUCACAAUCAUCCCAUUCCAUGGCGGUGUGCAGGACAGUUCGAUCUUGAACAAGACAGGGAGGAUGAUUUGUUUACAUGUCUCCUUGUCCGAUCAGUUACUCCAGAUCACGAUGCUCCCUUGAAUCGCUACCACCUUCAAGAAACAUUUCUCCUACUCUUGCCAGUGCCGACUCCUGAAGGCUUGUGUUACCGGAGGGUUGGUAUCGCUAUGAUUCGCGGGAACGAGCCUGAGUUCAGAUCUGCGGAAAUAAAAAGGAUUCGGCUGGUUUGA
This is a messenger RNA of Fusarium sp. VM40, 1149 nucleotides long. Lineage: Eukaryota; Fungi; Ascomycota; Sordariomycetes; Hypocreales; Nectriaceae. The record is from the annotation of a GenBank genome assembly.